Messenger RNA from Symbiodinium sp. CCMP2456, 5868 nucleotides. Lineage: Eukaryota; Dinophyceae; Suessiales; Symbiodiniaceae. The record is from the annotation of a GenBank genome assembly.
GCAUCCACCGAGGGCAAAGAUUUCGAGCUGAACUUUCGCGAGGCGCUACGACUGCCGUUCGUUCGUCCUGCGGCGCUCAACAAGGACACUCUGCGUGAUCAAAUGAAGGAUGUCGGCCGUCAGUUGCCGCAGCUGGCCGAAGAGAUGAACAGGCAAGACUCGAGGCUGACAAAUGACACCCGUGCGGCCAGCCCGGCGGCGGCUCCAUCUCCGACAGAUUCCAGAGGCACCCCGUUGCUGCAGACGACCAGACCCAUCAACCUGGAGGAGCUACUGCACUGUCUGCCUCCUCACGCUAACGGAGCCGUCUCCGAGAUGGAGCCGCAUCUAAAGCUACUUUGCUUAGUGGCAUCCGCCUGGCAGCCUUUUGAUCUGUACAGCCGGGUUACUACGGUCCUUGGUUCUUCCUGCCUGUUCAGUGGCUUAGCAUAUUUCUCCUUGUACUACAACAAGUUUGACGCCGACGGAAGCAGCAGCAUGCCCACGGAGGCUUGGUGCAGCUUUCUGUUUAUGUCGACAUUGGCUUGGUGGAACCUCACCAUCGAGAUUUCAGGUAGCAAGCUCGACCUUUUCGUUGCUGCGCUGCUAAUUCUCGUUGGUCCGACGCUGUGGGUGGCCUCGAACAAGCCGACACUACACGCCAGUGUGAUGCAGCACUUCGGCUACCCAGUGUUGGUGACCAUCCAGGCCUCCUGGAUUUGCUUCUUGGGCAUCCGGGCCUUCACGUGCGGUGGGGAGUGGCCUCACUUUUUCACGAGCACCCGCUACCUGAACGUUGUCCACAAGCAACGGGGUCCCAUCGAAAUCCCCGUGGACAUCGCACGGAAGGUGCAUGAAGACGAGGAUACUUCCACCGAGUCAUCUGUGAAUUUCAAGGAUUCGCAGCAUGCCAUGGCCUUGGCGCAGCCCCUGAUCGAUGUCUUAAGUUGCAUCGGCGAUUUGCCUCAGUCCACCUCUUCCCGUGCGGCUGUGUUCCAGGCUAGAGACUGGCUGAGAGAGGCCGCACGUGCUGCUGGUGUGUUGCGCACAUCUCUGAUGGUCAAGGGCUUUUGGAUCUACCUGCCAAUGACGGGGCUGGACAACGAGGGUGCUGUGCCUCACUGGGUGGAUAUUCACAGCAUUGACUACUCGGAGAACUGCAAGGACCAGGAUGCGACGGAAGCAUUUAUGCUGCCGGAGCUGCUCCAAGCUGCAGACCUGGCUGCGGAGACCCUGCACGCACACGCCGUGCGCUGGACCGUGCAUGACAUGCUCAGGCUUGCAUCCUACGGAGGAGAACCAGUCACGGGCGUGAACAGCUUCCUCUUUCAGUUCGAGAACAUCUCGGAACAGAUGCGAACUUUCGUGCCUUCUGCGGACUAUCUCUUCAAAGUUGCAAUGGGCUUGGUGUCACUGUUUUGGAUCAUGGUUUGGGUAUGGUCCAUCAUGGCCGCCACGGAACUAUUCCGGAAAGUCUCCCUGAGCGGCACGAUGCAGCCCUUCGCCCUGGACACUCCGUGGCGCACGGUGACUUCUUUUGGCUGCACACUAGAAGGAGAGCACUACGUCGUGACAGAUUCCGUCGUCGUUCAGAUCCUGUCAGAGGAGGGAAACGUCUGGCUCCAGUUCGGUGCUUGUGAUGGUGCCCCGAUCCUUGCCGUGGAUUUUGGCCAGCAGGGCGAAGUGGUCGCCACCUGCGAGAGAGGCAUCCAAGCUACCUGGCUGUCCGGUGCGAAGGUGCAAGAUCAGUUCUGGGUGUCCAACAUCUCGAACUUGCAGGAUGUUUCGGUGGACCGGUCGCCAUUGGAGGACACGUUUCACCUGGAUGCAAUCGCCAUCAGCGGCACGCGCCUCGUCGGCUUGCGGUACCACCCAGACUCCACAUGGCAGGAAGUUGGCAUACUAAAUGUGCCGCCACACAAGGGCCUCUUCACGGCCGUGGCUGUUCGAAUGGGACGUGCUCUGCUUUUAACGAGCAUGGACGAGAUGUACGAGCUGGACGUCCCAUCAGGAAUUUGGGCUGGACCGAUGUUGCUGCCCAACAAAAACAACGCCGACUCUUACGACUGGGUCUCCAUGUGCAGAUUGACGCACGGCAGGUGGCGCUUCUUGGGCCAUCCCAGCGGUCAACCCAUGCAGAUGUGGAGCUUUUCACGGCCACCCGUGAACGAAUUGCAGUCCCACCUGGUGGAUACCAAAACGGAAUCCGCUUUCGGGUGCCGCAGGUCGUACGACCAAAUCAAAGUGCUCAAAAAAGUCUAUAUCAUGGCCAGAACUCAAGAUGCAGUGAAGAUUAGUGUGGGUCAGAGAUGUCCUUUCGGUUUCUUCUCCUUCACCUCCAACAUCGACAGUCACUGGAUUUCUUCUGGGACCUCGGCGGACCGCGUCCUCGAGGUCCACGGUGCCGUGAAAUGGCUCCAGUGCUCCAAGCCUUGCUGCCCGGACGUGUGGAAGGCGCCGGCUGACCUCUGCCUGGCAGAGGAUCCCCAUUCCCAUCGAGUGCAGGGAGUGUUGCCAAGCUGCCCGAAGUGCAAGGCAGUCGCCAGACCCAACGUGCAGAUGUUUGGUGGGGAUUCUGGAUUCUCAAGGGCACGACGAGGGGCGCAGAACACCAGGUACGAUGCGUGGGUCAACAGCUUGGCAUCGCGGCCGGAUGUUAGUAGCCUGAGCGUUGUUUGCCUGGAAGUUGGCUGUGGACUCACAGUUCCAACCGUGAGACGAGAGCUUGAGAAGGUCGUGCAGAGAUUCCCCGGCGGUCGCCUCAUUCGAGUGAAUCCCGAGAACCCUGGACUUGCCAAAGAGCUGGUCGAGAAAGGAGUAAGCCUGCCGCUGCCGGCAGGUGCUGCCAUCGAAAAACUGAGUCAGCAGGUGGCGCAAACCGAGGAGAUCAUGCAGGCGACCUACGUCCUCUGGGGCCACGAGGGCGGCUGCGAGAUCCGUGCGCCUUUCGGGACCUGCCUCGGACGGCUUCUGCGAUUGGUUGAAACGCAGGGUCGGAUGACAGUGGAGUUCAAGCCGGACGUUGUCGGAAUCGUGAAGCAAGCGAUGGGCCCCAGGACGGAGCCUCUUACCUUGGAGAGGUCUGUGCCGAUGGACAUGUACCAGGAAGUCAAAGUUGGAGAUGGCGCGAAGUUGGAGGUGACGGCCAUCAUACGGGUCAUGGCCAAAUUCUCGGGUGGCAGCUCCAGUGUGGGCGGUUUCAGCCUGAACGCCCCUUUGGCCAUGCGCGUGGACCAGGUGUGCAAGCUCCUGGACGAGGUCAACCACGCAUUCAGCCAGCCUGAGUGUCGCAAAGGUCGCAAUGUGCGAAUGGACUGCACAUCGCGAGACUGGACCGCUCGGAGCUCCCAUGGCCACCUCCGUCGUCCCUUGCCUCCAGCGUCGGCACUCGGUGCUCUGCACCGGAGGCCACGGCAACGCCCGAGGCAGGCAGAACAGCGGCACCGGCGAUGGCACCGCGACUCGAGCUCGAGCUCGUGGAGCUGGCCAGGCGUUUCCGCUUGCUGCGUAUCGUUGCCUCAAGUUUCCUCAGUUGGCAGAAGGAGGCACUGCGGAAGCGGCCAAAGCGGCACAAUGAGCGACGCCAAAGGUGGCUGCCGGAGGCGAGCCAUUGCUUCCUUGGUCCGGGCGGCACAGGGUCCCUUGCAUCGUGCCCUGGUUCGGUUGCAGCAGCCCGUCCUCUUCCGGCGAGGCAAGGCGGCAAGGGCGGCGCUUCUAGAGAUUAUUCAUCGACGCACGCAGCGUUGCUUGGCGCAGUGCUGGUUCGCAAAGGUUCUACUUCGUUCAGCCUUUGUCGUCUGGAGACCGGCGCCGAUGCAGAGGCCGAGGCAGGAGCUUUCUGGAGAACCGCAGGUAGAGGGUCUGCCUUCUUCGCCCUUUGUGCUGUCCGACUCCGCCUUCUCCCGUAGCCAGGCGGCCGGCGGAAACGCUCCCGGCGCGGGAACGCGCCCGCUUAACGAGCUGCAUCAGGCAGAAACUUGGCAAAGUUCCGGUCUGCCCCAUUCGCCGGACUCCCGCUCCAGACAGCUCAGACAGGUGCCAGGCCCUCCAGAGCCAGUGGCAAGCCAACCACGGAGCGUGCUGCUCCGAGUACAGCAGGAGGGAUUCCUUCGAUGGUGGCGUGCAAUUCGGAUGGACCUCGGCAGCGAGGAGCUUGCAGAGCAGCGGCGGAAGGCUGCACUCCUCGUUCUUUUGCGUCAACGUUCUCAAAGUAUGAUCGCUUUCCGACACUAUGUGGCAGCGCUGCAAAGAAAGGCCGUGUCUGGCUUCCAGCAUGCUGCAGACGAUGAGGCGAUGUCCCGAAGGCUCCCGAUGAGGCGUGCCAAGUCGCGGUGCGCGAACCGUGCAUCUCACAGGAGCCAGGGUUUGCGAGGGAUGUCUGCUGCAGAGGUCAUGCGCAAGGGUUGGCGGCGCUGGCGAUUUGCUGCGUUGUCCGGUCAGCGCGUUGUUUGCCAGCUCGAACGACCUGCAAAUGUGACACUGAAGUUGUGCCAGAUCGCAUCGGAGAUCGAUUCCUGUCGGAGCAAGGCGCAUGGCCUGGAGCCAUGUACGCGACUGCCACGGUCGUCGAGUGUGGAAGAGGCCUGGUCUGUUCUGGCCUUGCCACCUCCAGCAGAGGCAGCACCAGAGGUGCCGGAACAUCUGCGGCUGCUAGAGCAGGCAUUGGUAGCCUUCGAUGACGAGCAGACCGGCUGGUUGGGUCGCACAUCCAAGGGAGCUUCGCCACCCUCUGUCUUGUGGGAGCAUGCUGGCACGGUGCUGCAGGGUGCCGGUGGUGCAGGCAAUGCAAAAAGCGCGGGGAGGUGGCCUCCCGAUGUCGUUUGGUCUCCACCGCGACCUUCCCGUCCUCCAAGAGGCACCGAGGUCUGGAAGGACGGCCUCUGCAGCACCGACUCCACCCGCGCAGAGGAUGCGCCUGGCAUCUUGCCGGAUCCGCGCUUUGUGCCGCAGCGGACCGAGGUCAAAGAGAGCUACCAGGAGCAGCAUAACGUGGGUAGAAGUGCACGAGGGAGUGUGGACCCUGACAAGCGGUCCCACCUUGUCGUUCUUUUGAAGCUGCACAGAGCAACGAUUGGCAAUGUUGCGAUCUCAAGCCAUGCAGAGCCUCAAAGGUACCAGAAGGCUGCUGAAGGCUGUGAGGAUCGUCGAAGUUUACUGAAGGAGACCCGGAACAUCCAGUUCGAGGUCCUCCCCAAGUACGGCAUCGAAGCCACAGAGAAGGGUACUUCCAUCAUGGCCGCGUGGAUCAGCUCGGCUCAAAACGGCAUCAAGGACGUGGAAGACAAGGUCGCAGCCUCCAUGCAUUUGAGCCGUAUAGCUUAUGCAUCCAAGCUUCCCUUGGCGAAGAACAAGGCGAAGGAGGCUGUGCCGACACCUGCGCAAACACCCCAGACGCAGUCCGUGGCAGUGGAACGUGCGCCUUUUCCCGAGAGGAAGGCGUCGGCGCCGCCGGGGAAGCCUCCGCCUGCGGUCGCUCAGGCACCGCCAAAGGCCACUCCCUUGGGUGUGGCCACCCCACCUGUGGCGUUUGGCUCCCCUCCUUGGCAGCCUGCAGUUGAGAAGGAGGAGAGACCAGUGGAGAAGAAGGAGCCUCCAAAGCCAAAGCCGAAGCCGAAGGAAGAGAAGCCUCCGCAGGCACUGACGGUGACGCUUACCAGGUUCAGUACCUGGGAAGACCCGACUCCACAGAGGUUCCAGGUGGAGCUUAUGUCCAACACCAAAGUCUCGGAGCUGCGAGCGAAAAUCGCAGAGCUUUGUGCACUGGGCGACUCCGAGACCCGGAAAGUGAAGCUCAUCAAGAGGAAAAAAGCUGGCUUCGUGACCGCUCAGGAGACGGAGAGUGUCUCCAGCGAAGUCUUCGUCCAUCAGAUAGAAAAGUGGCCGAAGUGA